UCACUUGAAUUCACAAAUGCCCGAUCAGCACAUGAGAAAAACACGAGAUUACUUGUACUUUAAUUGAAUGUGGUUCCUUAAACGGACAAUACCAUUGUUAGUUUUUUAUUCUGGAGUCACUAAAGUUGACCAUAAUAAUGAGUUGGCACUGAUAAUUUAGUAAAUGAAGUUUCAUUAAAUUUGGUAAAAUGAAUGUUUUAAAAGCUUGGAUUUUACCUCAGGUGAUCUUAGGUAAAAGCGCAGUCUUCGAAUUCGAGUAUCCGUCAAAUAUGACCGUUCUCCAUGCCACGGACGACUCUAAGUGCACGGUGCUGAACGGCACGUGUAAAGAGACAUCCAGCACGUGCGAGGGCCUAUAUAAGCCGUCAUUGUGCGCCGGCCACGUCAACAGGCAGUGUUGUGUGGCCAGCAGUACUUACGACACAAUAGAAUGUACGGGGAACCAUCGUCAUCACGCCCGGGGAACCGCCUACUACCCCGACCCCUCACCGGAAGAGGGUGGCUACUUCGACAUGCGCGGUUUCCCCCUGCAGACGCUUCAGGCAUACAUGAAGGGUAUGGCACCGUUUGUGACGGUCGCCAUGGACAGCCACCCCGGCAUCGCGUACGACACACCCGUCUGUAUUCCGGAACUCAACCGGAAAUACAGAAAGUUCAUCGACUUCCGGGUGCGUGACACGGGCGGCGCCUUCCAGGGCAAGAAAUUUUCGAGGAUCGACAUAUACGUGCGCGACCGCCACGACUCUUACGACGGCACAAUCAAUGGUCCCCUCACACUCUUUUUCCGCUGAAGCACACAUGGAAGCGCGGACUCGUUUCUGUUUCCAUCACCAACGGCUUUUUACAACUGACUUGAACUAUUUAUAUAUAUUUUUUUUCAACGUUUUGUGCAAAAUAUUAUACACCGAAUUGAAUAAAUUGUAUAUUAAC
Messenger RNA from Mya arenaria, 930 nucleotides. RefSeq lists its product as uncharacterized. Bases 189 to 791 code for a protein of 200 amino acids. The record is from RefSeq and is a predicted model, not a curated record. The transcript has 5 exons. NCBI's taxonomy places the organism in Eukaryota, Metazoa, Mollusca, Bivalvia, Myida, Myidae.